AUGCACGCCCUUCGCCGCCUGGCCGCCUCUUUGCGCCGGGGCAACCGCACGGAGGUGAAGAAGGUUUAUGUUGCCAGCUCCUCGGACGAGCUCCUUGAGGAGCCUGCGGGUGCAGUGCACCAGCCGCUGCCGGCCACGGGGCCUGCCGAGGUUCCAGAACCAUCGUACGUGGACAAUGCGGCGGCCUGGUCACAGGCAAGCGGCACAGAUGAAGUGAUGGUCGAGGAGGUGGAGGACGACAUUCCAGCGUCACCUGCAUCGUUGAAAGCAUCGCCGUCGUUGCCGGCGCUUCCUGGUCGGGCGAGAGCAUCCUUCGGCGAGGAUCUUCGCAAUGGCUAUGAGAGCCGAGCUCGCGACCGCGAAGCCUGGCUCAGUUCCCUGUCUUCCCGGCAGGCAGUGCCUGAGGAUGCACCAGUGCAGCGAAUGACUGCGAAGGAACUUCUGGCCCUGGCCAGUGCGCCCGAAGCCUCGCCCAGGCCCGAAGCUUCGCCCGGGCGCUCUCUCAGAGAACCCUCCGAGGUUUUCAACGAGCAGUUGAAGCGAUGGAACGUGCACAUGAAGGCCAAGGAUGGCGGCGAAGAUCGAUGGAACGGAAACGUUCGGAUGACAUGGUCCAUCAGAAUGUCGUGA
Molecule: messenger RNA, 630 nt
Organism: Symbiodinium sp. CCMP2592
Lineage: Eukaryota; Dinophyceae; Suessiales; Symbiodiniaceae
Source: the annotation of a GenBank genome assembly